AUGGCCGCUGCAAAUCCAUCAGCUUGCGUUCUAUGGCUUCUAUUCUUAUCAUAUUCGUUCUUGCCCUCCGUUAGCUCCACAGAUGAACUCUCUUUAGUUAUUAGCGAGUCCACCUCUUUGCAGCUAUCACCAAGCUUGAUAGUGGAAAAGUCUCCAGGGUCCAAGCCAGGAACCAAUGUGAAAUGUGAGAGACUUCAUAUCCAUGGCUUUCCAAGGCUUAAACAUUUGAGCAAGUUUGCCAAUUCGAUAAAGAUAAAAGUUUCAUAUGUAAAUCCAAGUGGCCGUCCACUGAAUGUCGAGAUCUGUUUCCACAGUAAUGUGUCCCUUGGGAUAGGGAUGUGCCCUCAAAGUCAGUGGGAGAGACUUACCAAGGGUUUAUGGGUUGGAUCAAUGUCACCUUUUGGUCACAAGCUAUUGGAUAUACGGAUGGGAGCUGCUUCUUCAGAAAGUCUCCACGUGUCCCUUGAUGAAGAAUUUUACUUAUACCGCAUAGUAUUUUUGGUCUUGGGGAUAACGAUGAUGACUCUUGCUUCCUGGCUCAGCAAGUCUCUAGUAUUUUACUACAGUGGUGCAAUGUCUGUAGGAGUUCUUCUUGUGAUAUUGGUGAUCCUUUUCCAGGGAAUGAAGCUUCUUCCAACUGGUCGUAAGAGUUCACUGGCAAUAUUUCUGUACUCAUGCUUUGUAGGCUUAGGGUUUUUCCUUCUUGACUAUAUGCCAAGAUUGUUGCGUUCACUACUUGUGGAGAUUGGAAUUUCUGAAGACUUGUACAAUCCUCUGGCAAUAUUUCUGCAUGUGUUUCUUGUGAUUGCUGGAGCUUGGCUGGGUUAUUGGAUUGUUCGCAAACUUGUACUUACAGAGGAUGGAUCUAUAGAUAUUGGUGUAUCUCAUUUUGUUGCUUGGUCAAUUCGGAUUGUUGCUUCAGUAAUGAUCCUUCAGAGUUCUGAGGAUCAUUUAUUUGAUGCGGAGGCUUUGGUGGCUGGAAUUUUUAUUUCUUCAGCAUUGAAGAAAUUGAGCAAUCCAAAGGUCAUUCGUCGUGUGUACAAAAGAUUGUGUAGACUAGAAAGAAAAUUCGAAAAAUCUCUGGAUCCCUAUGCCUCACAAAUUGAUGAAUCCUAUGUUUCCAGACCUUUCACCAGUUCUCCACGUACUCCUCUUCAAGGUUCAAUUGGCAAAUCAUCUGGUAGGUUGUCAGAUUCGGGGAAUUUCUUUUCUAGCUUCCACAGCACACCUGAGAGAAGAAAAUUUUCGAAGGAUGAAUGGGAGAAAUUCAGUAGGGCUACCACACGCAAGGCACUGGAAGGUCUGGUUUCUUCACCAGAUUUUAACAAAUGGGCUGUAGCUAAUGCAGAUAGAAUAACCUUAGCUCCCAAGAAAGAAGCUCAGGAUCAGCAACGGAGAUGGUUCCAUUGGCUUUGA
This is a messenger RNA of Fraxinus pennsylvanica, 1416 nucleotides long. The record is from the annotation of a GenBank genome assembly. Lineage: Eukaryota; Viridiplantae; Streptophyta; Magnoliopsida; Lamiales; Oleaceae.